UCUCUUCAGUAAAAGCACGCGAGAUUAUAUUAUAGCUCUACUCGUGGACCACAUUUAACAUGUACCAUUUAUUUCCUGUAGAUUGUAAGUGAAUUCUUUAGCUGUCGUAUUAUACCAUCGCCUUUAACUUAACCACUUUAGGCGAGUUUCACCAUUGAAAUAAAACAUUCAUACGGUGCAGUUGCUGUUAUUCUGACUUUCUCAAGCAAACCAUUGCGUAAUAAUUACAGCGGCCCUUCUGAACUUAAUUUGUUGUUUGCCCAAAAUUCAACUGACCGCUGCUCCUUAAAUUGCUCAACCUUCAAAGUAAAAUCAUAGUUAAAAUCGAAGUUUCAUCAAACAGUCGAUCGCAAUCUCACAAAGUCGCUGUCAAAAUCUGAAAUUUCUUCAUGUUGUUCAACUGACCUCUGAUUUCUUGUAACUAUUAAUUCACAGUUUUACGUCUUUUCCAAGCAAAGAUCGCGUUCUUUUCACGUCUUGAGCUUUGUGAUUCUCAAAUAUUGAAGCAAAAAUGAGCUCAAGUUAAUUAAUUUCCCGCCGCCGCUUAGAUUUAUCCGGCUGAAUUAUUUUCACAAGAACCGCCAAUUAACUUUCAAGUUCAACUCACCUUCCUGGAAUCGAUUCGAGACCAAGAAUCCGCAUAAACGCUAUCAUAGCUAUCCGGGAUUUCCUGUAGAACUGGGUCUGAAUCGAUAUUUUUCUUGCUUUGAAAAUAUUUGCCAAUACUCAUAUUUUGUCCAAGAUUUUGUGAAAGCUCGAAUUGAAGUCAUUAUUUGUAUGUUCAAUUUUAUCGACUUUCAAUUAACUAGAAUUGUUACAACAAAGUUUAUCAUAACUAAUGAUUCCACAGUUUGGCAAUUUACUUAAAACCAAAUCACCCAUCAAACUUCUUCUGAGUUACUGUUAUUACUACUAUCACUGUUUUAAUGUCGGAGAACAUUGCCAUGUCAUGCGUUGAAAUGUCCCCCAACCAACACCGUCUCAAUUCGUUACCCAAAACUCCUAAUUUCAAUGUCGAUUCAUCCAAUAUUAUAGCAUCGCAAUCGAACAACAUUGAUGUCACCUCCCGAAAAGCCCCUCAAAGCAGUCCGAAGUCACUCUUCUUCCCCCUCACCGUGCCCAAGCCUCCGAAAAGAAGGCCAAGCGAAGGGGGUUUCAAUUUGAGUAAAGGAUCAGUUACAUCACCCUUACGUUUCAAGAAACAACCAGCAACGAAUGGAAGUCACGUGAUAAUGGGAUCUACUGGAAAUAGUAGCCCAGUAAGCUUGAAGGCGCCCUCGGUGGCCAACCACAUUCCCUCGGACCCGAAUCAGAUCUGUCGGGUUUGCGACGGCCGUGCCUCUGGUCUGCAUUUUGGCGAGUACACGUGUGAGUCAUGCAAACUGUUCUUCCUUCGGCAGACGAAGCAGGACAAUCAGAGGUCGGUUUGUCCUCUGUCGUGGAAUUGCGAUAUCAGUCAUCACGUGAAAUCAAAAUGCAGAGCGUGCAGGUUCAAAAAAUGCUGUGAAGUGGGAAUGUCAAAAGACAGAGUAGUGUACGGACGAAAUGCAAGAGCCAAACCCUCAACGACCGCAAUUAAUAACACGCUGCACACUCUUGCAUCCCGAAAAAUACCCACGGAGCUGUCUGCUGUCGGCGCAAUAAGCGACCCCUGUAGGAGGGUUGUUACUUCUCUGAGUCACCAAUUGACGUCAGGCAUGAACACCACAGCGGUGCUGGAGGGAUCUCGUCCUCAUGACAGCAUGGACGAUUUCAUUACGACUGCGCAAAACUCACCCAUGCGAGUGCAAUCAACAACGAAAUCCCUGAGUCUCAAAAGAGACCAUCAACAUAUGGGUGACUCACUGGGACCACCGAAACAGAAUUUGAAUCAAGGAGCCUCAAACGACAUCUCGCCCGCACCCCACAUUGCUGCUCCUGUUGCCAACAAUUUCAUAUUCGAUAGUGACGAGACAGACGAUCCAGAUCUGUUUGGAGCUCCUGGAAGUAAAUCAAAUCAAUCGGCAGUCCCUUUAAAAAUGGAGUCUGACUUUCCUGGUCAGAAUCCUCCGCAGUUUUGCAAACUUGCCGCCGAACGGCAAAGCAACUCUUCUCAAUCAUCGCCUAACUACCAUCAGAACCAGCUAUCCCCAAUUGAAACUUCGCAAUCGCCAACAAACCGCAGUUCAAAUCAUGCACCAAACUGUAUUUCACCUCAAGGUAGUUUUCAAAGUAACUCAUCAAGCAACGGAUGCACCGAUGAGUUACAAGAGCAGUUUGGACCCCCCAGCAAAAUUUUAAAAUCGAACAGAGCAAAGCAGAGUGACGGAGACAGAGACAGUUCGGGUAGUGAAAGCAAUGAUCAAAUCGAAUGUUGGAGUGUGAUAGCUCCGAGAAGCGAGUCAUCGAGGUCAACGACCUCAGGAAGAAUCAUUGAUCUCCACAUAGACCACUAUGGAGGAAUGUCUUCCAGCCAUCAUCAUAUCAGCCAGAGCAGUUACAUAAAUAACCAACUAUUAGUACAGCGUGCGGUAAUGAGCUCGUUGGGCCAACACUUUUCGCCAGCUCAAUCGCAAAAUUUUCCAUCCAACGGAACAGGAGCACCUUCAAAUUUGGUGCACGGCAGUUUUAUUAUGAGGUCAAACUCGUCAGGAACUGAAAACAACUCGUGCAUCUCGGGAAACUCCUCGGGUUCAGAAUCGUCCGAUGACCGAAGUAUUGAGUUCACGGGGCCGGAGGGCUACAUGCGGAACAACCUGAUUAACCCUCGUCUACCUUUUUCCACUCACUCGGCCAGUCAAAAUAACGUCUCGGAACUGUGGCUAGAACUGCCUAAUCUGGAGUUCGUGUGCAAGUAUUGCUUCUUAUCGCCUUGCUACUGUUUCGGUGAACGCAAGUCUUAGAAAAACUCAAAUGAAAACCGCUAUUCAUAACUUGAUCAAAUGCAAACACAAACUGAACCGGCCUUUGUACUUAAAGAGAAACAAAGGCGCUAAGUGGUGACAAACUUUUAAAUAUUUCGAUGUUAUUAAAGUGCAAAAAUUUAAAUUAAAAAAAUUGCUGCUGACGAUAAAAUCUUUUCAGAUGAUUUUACAGAUUAUAAUCUAUUGAGUUAAUAUAAUUUGAUUCAGUAUAUAAAUUGUAAUAUAUUAGAGAUCAAU
This is a messenger RNA of Symsagittifera roscoffensis, 3140 nucleotides long. RefSeq lists its product as uncharacterized. Lineage: Eukaryota; Metazoa; Xenacoelomorpha; Acoela; Convolutidae. Bases 927 to 2882 code for a protein of 651 amino acids. Gene Ontology annotation, biological process: negative regulation of transcription by RNA polymerase II; positive regulation of transcription by RNA polymerase II; cell differentiation. Gene Ontology annotation, molecular function: nuclear receptor activity; RNA polymerase II cis-regulatory region sequence-specific DNA binding; zinc ion binding. The record is from RefSeq and is a predicted model, not a curated record. The transcript is spliced from 4 exons.